Tetranychus urticae (two-spotted spider mite) is the source of this 1633-nucleotide messenger RNA. The record is from RefSeq and is a predicted model, not a curated record. NCBI's taxonomy places the organism in Eukaryota, Metazoa, Arthropoda, Arachnida, Trombidiformes, Tetranychidae.
UUAAUCGCCUGAAAUUCAAAGUUCAUUGUAAGUAUUGAAAACCUAUUAUACAUUAUUGGGACUGCAAUCAUGUUUUUGCAACAGGGUGGAAAUGAUGACCUAAUCUUAUUUGUAUGACAAAGUAGUCUGCAAUCUUUAAAUGUCUAAAUCUUGCUAGUAGUGCUGAUUGAAAAGGUGAUUAUUUCAAUUUGGUGUAUGAAAGUGAUUUAUUGAAUACAAAUCAAGUCGAAUCAAGGUUAAUAAAACAAAUCAAAGAUCGAGCAAGAAAGAUGAAAGAUUACAUAUUGAACAAAAACAAACCUUGAAUUGAAUAUGGAGUUAUGUUUAUAAAUGAAAGUUUUAACUAUUUUAACUAGUACAAUUAUUAAGUGUUACUAGUAUUUAAUAGCUUUGAAGCGUCAAGCUUUGGUCAUAUUUUGGAAGUAGGCUUUCAGCUGGACUGUUGUCUUAUUGAUAAAAUAUUUUUGCCUAGGAAGCUCAGGUAAUGAAGAAGGUACUUCAGACAAGAAAUUGCCAUUGUCAUCAAAUCAAUCAUUUAAACUCUUUUAUCCCUAAACACAUCAUAAUAAAAAUGAUUAUUAAGCAUUAAUAAUACUUAACAGUAAUCACUAAUUCAGCUAAAUUGCUGAUCUUAAAAGAUGAUGGUGAUAAUAAGAAAAUACUGCGUUGGCCUGUUAGGUUUCAGUGAAUUGUUCAAUUAACAAGAUAAGAUUGAAUAUGGUAAAUUGAAAGCACAAAUUCAGUUUCAAUCGAUGUAAGGAAUCAUUUACACUUUUCUUCGUGCACAAGUUUUGUAAAAAUGAAAAUUUUUCUUAGUUUACUGGCAAUUUUUUUUAUCACAGAUUAUGCUAAUAACUUUGGACAAAAACCUUUCGUUUCAGAACGAAAGGCAGCACUUUUGCGACCUGUUUUAAUAGUUCCGGGUUUGGCUAGCAACCGACUUCUACAAUCAAGGUCUUCUUGUUUCUAUGGUCCAAGAGUUUGGUACGCCUAUUCUCCUACAAGCCGUUGGAAUGAUUGUUGGAUAUCUACAAUUAAACUAAUUUAUGACAAUGGGACUGAUACUAUAGACGACGGGGAUGGAAAAAUAGAAUUAGAUCAGUUUGGGUGGACUAAUUCCAUGGAAAAUUUGAUGAGCGAUUUGCCAGACCAAUUUCCAAGGGCAAAUGUAUUUAGAAAAAUGGUCAAUCAUCUCAAAACAAAGGGCUUUGUGAAAGGCAAAACACUAUUUGGGAUCCCUCAAGACUGGCGGAAGUCAGUGAUUCCGGGUUUGGCUAGCAACCGACUUCUUCAAUCAAGGUAUUCUUGUUUCGAUGGUCCAAGAGUUUGGUAAUCGUUUCAUUCUUCAAUCACUUGGAAAAAUUGUUGGACAAUUGUUUCUUUUUAGUAACGACCAUAUUUACCUGAUCAAGCAGAUGGGUAAAUCAAAAAUCAGACCUAAAGCUAGCCCAAGUAAAAGUGAAACAACAAGCGUAGAAACUUUCAGUUGAUGAAAGCACAUUCUAUACUAAUUAUCACUAAUUAACGUGUAAUAUAUAAAAGAGGAACUAUUUCGUGAAAAAUUUAAACUAUGACCAAAUGGAUGUUAAUCAUGUUAAAACUCACAUAAGAAUUAAAAGCUUUUAUUCCAAUG